AUGCCCGCACUCACUCCGUUGAAAGCCAUCAAGCCAUCUUCAGCCCCUCGUGCGCCGUCUCUAAAGAAGACACGGUUCGUUAGGCGCAGAGGGAGGGCCAAUGAUGGCAUCUACAGUGACGAGGAGUUUGUGCGCGAGGCCAGGUCUGACACCGAGUCCGACGACGACCGCUCGUCUCUCGACUCGGCAUCAGACUCGGAGACAGAGCCUGCCUCGGAAGACGCACCAACCACGGGCCACCCGCAGGUCGUCAUCCCGAGCUCGACGCACACCCCACAGCCCCCCGAAGUCAGCGCUGUCAAGCCGCUCGUCAAGUCCGCCUCCGCUGGGCCAACGCUGCUCAACGCGCCGCUCGACUGGGCGGAUGACUCCGCCGCCGACGACCACGAUCUCCCCGUCAUCGACUUUGCGGAUCUCGAUGCUCAACACCGGUUCCAGAGCACGAGGUCGCGCAAGCCCGAGAAGGGAGGCAAGCGCCCGGUCUUGACACGCACUUCCUCCGCGCCGCCUACCACCGUCUCUCCCGCGCCCAAUUCUGAGCACUCUGAGGAGAGGCCAGAGUCUCCCGUUCCUUCCACUUCCGAGCCACGCCAGAAAGAGGCCUCGUUCACGCGCCGCGUAGGACAGACCGCGCGCCAGGCGUAUCAAGAGCGCUUGGAGAGUGACCCGUCCUACGUGCCCACGGUCGGUGAGUUCUGGGGCCACGACGACAGGCUGCUGGACAAGGACCUCCGGAGCUUGAGUGGCUGGUGGCGAGGGAAGUGGCAGGGGCGGGGCGGGCGAGGCAGAGGAAGAUUCAACAACGGGUUCGGGGCGCGAGGGCGAGGCGGGUUCAUGAAUCCGCGUUCGGUAGCGCCGGAGGACGAGGGUGAGCAGGAAGGGUCAGCUGAUGUGCCACCCGUUGAGCGCCCGUGGACGCACGACGGUUUCGAGGAGAUGAAGAAGAGGGAUGAACGGAGGGCGGAGUUCCAGCAGCAGCAGCCUCAGCGAGGGUUUAUGCGCGGCGGGUUCCGUGGUGGCAGAGGUGGGUUCACGCCUCGUGGUCGUGGCUUUGCUCGUGGAGGGUUCUCUCCAGUUUCCACUCACGCAAGACAGGGUAUGCCGCCUUCGUCGUCUCCGCAUCGCGUCUGGUAUGCCAUGAAGCCCGAACGCGUCUGGACGAAGCACCACGAGUCGUUCUUGUAUUCGGACCCGUCGUUGAAGCCGAGGGUGGGUCAGGGCGCGGGGUAUCGCAUCAAGCUGCCUGGCCAGCCACAGGAGGAGAUUGUCCGUACUCCCCCUCGUCCUUGGGCCUCGCCGUCGUCGCCGGCAUCAGCACCCGUCGCGCCUUCUGCCACGGCCUCGGAGGCGGCGGACAAGGUCUUCACGGUCCGCCUCCCGCCACGUGAGGAGACGGCCGUCCCCGAGAUGUCCGAGCCUGAGCCUGCGACGACUGUGGCUGAACCUCCCAUCGAUGACGCAUUCGUCAUCACCAAGCCGCCUCCCCCGACCGUCAUCCCGAUCCCCGCCCCGCCCACGCCCCAGCCAAGCACGAGCAGCUCCCCCGCACUCGGUCCACAGCCCGCACAGGUCCCAGCAGAGCCGGCGUCUUCCGACAGCGACGGCGAGUGGAUCGAGGCGCCGACCGUCCCCCCGAUAUCCCAUGACAGACCCCAGCCACCCAUCCUCCCUCCUCUCCAGACCGUCUUUUCACCCAUGGCCCAGCCUUCUCCUUCGUUCGGCUCGCCAUACGGGUAUGCCCCGGCGCUGCCACCAGGCAUCGGACUCAACCAACAUGGCAUCCCCUACGAGAUAGCUACUGGCCGCGCUGUGUACCUCCAGCCCCCCCCUCCGCCUCCCGGCCCUCUCUACAACCCGCGCGGUGUCAUCCCGGGACACAUGUCCAUGCCUCCCGGCCUCCCAUUCGUCCCUCACCACGUCCACCACCACUCCAAUCUCUCCGUUUCCCCCGACUUCCUGGCACACUCUCCAGCGCCGUCCGCCUACACCGGUGAAGCCCCGAUCUUCGCGCCCCCGCGACAGAGCAGCCGCAUCGAGAUCCGGAAGCCGACACCGGAGGACGAGGCGAACGCGAAGAAGGGCCCGUCGCCGCGUCCCGCGCUCCGCAACGGCGCCUCGUCCCUGCGCUCGAGUGUGACGAGCUCUUCUGCGUCCGCCGCGGGCGUUCCGCGGACCGUGGACCCGAACGCGCCCGCGUUCAUCCCGCCCUCGCACAUGCAGCGGCCGUCGCAGGAGUACUUCCCCAACGGCUCGCCGUCGCCUGCGUACCCCAUGGCCUCGGCGGAGGACCAUCGCCCGCCGCCGCCGAUGGAUCCCGGGAUGAUGGGCUAUCAGCCGUAUCAGCAGGGGUACUAUUACCCCGAGACGUACGGAUACCAGCCCUACGUCGAUAUGCCACAACAGAGCAUGCCGUACGAGGUGUAUCCGCUGGACCCGCGCACGUCCCAUCCUGUAUACUAUUGA
Molecule: messenger RNA, 2463 nt
Organism: Heterobasidion irregulare TC 32-1
Lineage: Eukaryota; Fungi; Basidiomycota; Agaricomycetes; Russulales; Bondarzewiaceae
Exons: 1
Coding region: 1-2463 (820 amino acids)
Biological process (GO): mRNA processing
Cellular component (GO): exon-exon junction complex
Molecular function (GO): mRNA binding
Source: RefSeq, a predicted model, not a curated record